CACGUCAAUGUAACAGAAUCGCGAGCGGAGCUGUUGCGGCUCAUUGCACAUGUCAUAAGUAUCCGGGAGUUAGACGCCAGAGAGAAGAGACAGGGGGGUCGAAACAUCUAGAGAGCGACACAUUUACUCACUCCUUGAAAUAAAAAGGUCCAUCGGCCUAAAGGGAACAAAAUGAGCGGUCAAUAUGAGGACGAUAUCUCAGAAAGAACGGAGUGCAAAAGUAAAUCUCCAACUUUGCUCUCUUCGUACUGUAUAGAUAGUAUAUUGGGCAGGAGGAGUCCGUGUAAAAUGAGAUUGAUAGGGACGCAAAGUUUGCCAACGCUGCCCGGCAGAGCGGAGCACAAUAAGGCGGUUGAAGGUUCCCCAAAAGAUAACUUAACUUUCGACUCGGAAGUGCACCUGCCACCUAAACUGCGCCGGCUGUACGGGGGAAAAUACUUGGACUCCGACAGGGGCUUUCAUGAGCUCGGGGAAAAGGGAGACCGCGAGAGGCUGCUCGACCCAGCUACCUGUGAGAACCUCAAAAUUAUCCAGGCACCACAGGUAAGUAUCAGCCGAAGCAAAUCAUACAGGGAAAACGCCUCUCUCAGUCAGAAUACGGGCGACAAGAGCCCAGAGCAAGGGACCGAUGAGCUCGUGGAACUGGGAACGCUGAAGUUUGAGGAGGACGCGGUGAAAGAGGAGCUUUGCCGGGAGGCGGAUCUAUCCCCGAAGGCGGAAGAGGGGCUUCACAACGAUGGGGAUGUUAAAGAUGGGGAGGACAGCGUGUGCUUGUCUGCGGGAAGCGACUCGGAGGAGGGGAUGCUAAAACGAAAGCAGAGAAGAUACAGGACUACCUUCACCAGUUACCAACUGGAAGAGUUGGAGAGGGCUUUCCAGAAAACUCACUACCCGGACGUAUUCACCAGAGAAGAACUAGCAAUGCGGCUGGACCUGACGGAGGCGCGAGUACAGGUCUGGUUCCAGAACCGACGGGCGAAAUGGAGGAAGCGUGAGAAGGCAGGGGUCCAGACACAUCCUCCAGGCCUGCCGUUCCCUGGCCCCCUAGCUGCAGCUCACCCCCUGAGUCACUACCUGGAAGGUGGGCCGUUCCCCCCCCAUCACCACCCUGCCUUGGAGUCAGCCUGGACUGCUGCAGCUGCUGCUGCUGCUGCUGCUGCCUUCCCAGGGCUUCCGCCACCCCCAUCCAGCUCCACCCUGCCCCCUGCUGGUACCCCCCUUGGCCUCAGCACCUUCCUGGGUGCUGCCAUGUUCAGACAUCCCGCCUUCAUUAGUCCCACCUUUGGCAGACUCUUCUCCAGUAUGGGUCCCCUGACCAGUGCUUCCACCGCUGCUGCUCUUCUGCGCCAGCCAGCCCCCCCAGUGGAGGGUCAGGUCCAGCCCCCUGCCCUGCCAGACCCAUCCUCUACAGCGGCUGACCGUCGUGCCUCCAGCAUUGCGGCGCUGCGGCUCAAAGCAAAAGAACACUCAGCUCAGCUGACCCAGCUCAAUGUCCUAUCCCCCCCUGGAACUGGCAAAGAGGUGUGCUGAGCCACCCUCUGCAGCCACCCCACCUUUCAACAAAGAGCAAGACCAAAAUCAAAAAGAUUGAUACCUGGAGAACGGAGUCACACCAACCCUCACUUCUUAACUCCCCAACCCUGUGAGCUGACCACCAGACUCUGACUGCCCUGUCCUGCCCUGUCCCCUCCAUUCCCUAACUGAGAAUCUAGUCAAAGGAGACAGGUCCUCCUAGCUUACAAACACAACACUAGGUGACAGCGUGUGGAAGGGAUCUGAGACAGGAAGUUCAACCCCCAGUACCCCCUCCCCCCCCUUAAGUUUAACUGGUAAGGACAUAUACUCCGAUGAACCAAUCUUACAGACUCAAACCUUUCUACAUAUCUACUUAUUAUGAGUACACAAGGCAAAAAAACAAAAACAGUUUUGUCAACAAGAAAAGAAUGUGUUCAACAAGUGCUGACAUUUCUGGUCUCUUCCUGUUCAAGGGUGCUUUCUAGUACUAGCCUACUGUAUAUCAAAUUGUUUGAAUCCUUUUUGGGUCAGGUUCAGAUAGUAAUGAAGACUACAGUGCACAAUGAUAACCAGGACUUUAUAUGCAUACACACCCACACACUUUCACACAACCACACGCACACAUCUAAAUGUGUGUGAGUGGGACUCAUAUGUACAUGCAUGUAAGAGCGGUGAUCGAUUCCGGACAAAUUGCAUUUUGACAGUUUGGUGCACAUCAGCACACCAGAGACACCGUUGCUCAGCCUCAAGAUGAACCAAGGUCGCUAUGCCAAAGGGAAGCUAUACUGCCACGCGGUGACUCUGUUAGUCACGGAACUGUGAGGAGUACUUCUGUAUAUAAUGGUGUUAAAUAAAAAAAAAGAAGAAAAGAAGAAAAAAUGAAAAAGCCUUGUAUAUUUCGAAAUGUUUAAAUAAGUUGCACUUGAUGUAGUAUUGUGUUGAUGACGUUUUCCCGUAGACUUUGCGUGUGUUCAUGAAAUAUUAGGUUCUUAGAAUAUUAUUUAUGUCCAUCCUGUAUUUAUGAGCCAAUGGAGGUUUUAGAAACCGCAAGAGAUAACGAUCUUUUUUGUAAUGUAAGUGUUUGUACUUUUCAUGGUCUAGUUAGAGACCGAAAAGCGACAUACUAAAAUAAAUAAAUACGGAGAAAAAUAUU
Molecule: messenger RNA, 2668 nt
Organism: Anguilla rostrata (American eel)
Lineage: Eukaryota; Metazoa; Chordata; Actinopteri; Anguilliformes; Anguillidae
Gene: arxa
Product: aristaless related homeobox a
Exons: 5
Coding region: 172-1530 (452 amino acids)
Biological process (GO): regulation of transcription by RNA polymerase II
Molecular function (GO): DNA-binding transcription factor activity, RNA polymerase II-specific; RNA polymerase II transcription regulatory region sequence-specific DNA binding
Source: RefSeq, a predicted model, not a curated record